AUGUGCGAGUACGGACGGCUGCACUCAAGGCCUCAAUAUCUCAACGUGGGAAAAGAUGAAGACCCGCUGCAGCCCAUGACCUCUGAUGAGACGGUGUCCGUCGGCGGCAUGGUGACGUUGACCUGCCGAGUGGCAGAGACUGACAACUCCUCACUGCAGUGGUCUAACACCGCGCAACAGACUCUGUACUUCGGAGAGAAGAGAGCUCUGAGAGAUAACCGCAUCCAGCUGCACCGCUCCACUCCCACGGAGCUUUCCAUCAACAUCUCCGACGUGCAGCUGUCUGACGAGGGCGAGUACACCUGCUCCAUCUUCACCAUGCCGGUCCGCACGGCCCGGGCGACCGUCACAGUUCUAGGUGUGCCCGGUACGCCUCAGAUCUCUGGCUUUGAAAAUCCAGUGCCAGAGGGCGAAAAAGUCACCCUCACCUGCACCAGCACGGGCAGCAAGCCCCCUGCCAAGCUGCGCUGGUACAAAGGAGACAUCGAGGUGCAAGGUGAGUGACAGAGGAAAUGAGUUUGCAUGCAUGCGUGGAUGAUGUGUUUAUUUGAGGUAAAAUAACGUGUGUUGGAGUGAAGUUGAUGCACUCUGAGGUUUGGACUUGUGUCCUUGUGGGAGGAAGAGAG
This is a messenger RNA of Poeciliopsis prolifica (blackstripe livebearer), 626 nucleotides long. RefSeq names its product cell adhesion molecule 3-like. The transcript is spliced from 4 exons. Gene Ontology annotation, cellular component: presynaptic membrane. Gene Ontology annotation, biological process: homophilic cell-cell adhesion. The record is from RefSeq and is a predicted model, not a curated record. Lineage: Eukaryota; Metazoa; Chordata; Actinopteri; Cyprinodontiformes; Poeciliidae. The coding region runs from base 1 to 504 and encodes 167 amino acids.